AUGAGUACCACAUCGACGCACCAGCGGACCCCUUCUCCUGCUCAUCCCGUGCGCACCAUCACGGGUGAGGACGCCUCUGAGGAUGUCACUGUCUCGAUGAGAUACCAUGGCAGGCUGUUUAUCAUUGACCUGUCGCUUUCCAACUUUAGUAACUCACCAAACGCUACCAAACAGUACUUGAAGAACAUCGAACCAAUCUUGCCAGACAACGACGGGGAGUUUGACGGCAUCACCGACACAGAGGCGUUCGAAUGGCUAGCAAACAUUUUCGAGCCCAUUUUCUCGCGGCUUGCGCCAGACUUUACACCUUCUUUUGACCCGGUCAAGAUUUCUAACGGUUUAUCCAAACCGCUUCUCUCCGAGUGCUUAUUCCCCGAGACCUUCGGUUGCAGACUGGACGCCGAAGACGAGAAGUUCAUCCCAGUUCAUGUCGAUAACGAAGGCAGUCUCGUUAAGCCGCUCUCGUUUCUCGACGGCGAUCUUCUGGACGAUCUUGAGGCGUGGACGCGCUUCUUUGAACCCUCAGAGCUCGAGGUCGUUUUCCAGCGGCCCGAACAGGCGCUCUAUCGGAUGCCAGAGCUUGUGCUCGCAGACCUAGACAAGUCCGGCCACAAGACGUUGUGUUUCUUCAAGCACUUUGGGCUCGCAUCGGAAAAUCCGAUGACGCAUGAGCUCUCGGUGCAUAAGAAAGUGCACGAUGCAAAGCUGGGGCCAGACGUGCGGGUGAGCCGGCUGCAGGGAAUCGUACACAUUCAGGACGAGGAUGCCACGCUGGGCCUGCUCCUUUCGUUGGUGGAUCAUGAAGAGGGCAUGACGCUGCAAUCUGCCCUCUACGAUGAUCCUUCUCAAAAUUUGAGAGAACGUUGGGCGAAGCAGGUCAAACACACGGUCGAGGAGCUACACAGGGCAGGAGCCGUCUGGGGAGAUGCCAAAGCUGACAAUGUUCUCAUUGACAAGGAUGGCAAUGCCUGGGUUAUUGAUUUCGAAGGUGGAUAUACUGGAGGCUGGGUUGAGAAGGAUGAGGCCGGCACAAAAGAAGGGGAUUUGCAGGGACUGAGAAAGAUCCUGGAUUUGAUAUCGAGCAAGCCUACUGAUUAA
This is a messenger RNA of Diaporthe amygdali, 1098 nucleotides long. RefSeq lists its product as uncharacterized. Bases 1 to 1098 code for a protein of 365 amino acids. Lineage: Eukaryota; Fungi; Ascomycota; Sordariomycetes; Diaporthales; Diaporthaceae. The transcript has a single exon. The record is from RefSeq and is a predicted model, not a curated record.